Messenger RNA from Austrofundulus limnaeus, 1410 nucleotides. RefSeq names its product D-amino-acid oxidase. Gene Ontology annotation, cellular component: cytoplasm. Bases 104 to 1141 code for a protein of 345 amino acids. Gene Ontology annotation, molecular function: D-amino-acid oxidase activity; FAD binding. The record is from RefSeq and is a predicted model, not a curated record. The transcript is spliced from 11 exons. NCBI's taxonomy places the organism in Eukaryota, Metazoa, Chordata, Actinopteri, Cyprinodontiformes, Rivulidae. Gene Ontology annotation, biological process: D-alanine catabolic process; D-serine catabolic process; L-proline catabolic process.
GCAGCUUUAGGCUCCGCCCCUCUCCAUGUGACAGCUAGACUUAACAGCAGGUCUUCAGUCAUUCAAGUCGCGGUUGUGGAUUAAAACAGAAAAGAGUGCAGAGAUGCGGGUGGCAGUGAUUGGAGCWGGAGUCAUUGGCCUGUCCACAGCUCAGAGCAUCUAUGAGCAGUUUCACUCCAAAGUCCACCCACUGACCAUCGAGGUGUAUGCAGACAGUUUCACUCCACUGACCACCAGCGAUGGAGCUGCUGGCUUGUGGCAGCCCUACCUUUACGAUAAAGGCAACGUCCAGGAAACUAAAUGGAACAAGGAGACGUUUGACUACUUGUUGAAGUGUCUGAGCUCACCAGAGUCCAUGAAAAUGGGUAUAUUCCUUCAGUCAGGCUACAACCUCUGCACUGAUCCACUUCCAGAGCCCUCCUUUAAAGACAUCGUCCUGGGCUUCAGACAGCUCACGGAGCGAGAAAUUAAGAUGUUUCCUGGAUACAAGCAUGGCUGGUUCAACACAGCUCUCAUGGUGGAAGGUAAAACGUACUUACCCUGGCUGAUGGACUGGUUGAAAGACAAAGGUGUGAAAUUUCACCACAAGAAAAUUGAGUCAUUUAAAAAGCUGUCUGAAGCCGGGGCAGAUGUGAUUAUAAACUGCACUGGGGUCAGAUCAGGAGAGCUGCAGCCGGACCCGGACCUUAAACCGGGCCGUGGUCAGAUAGUAAAGGUGGACGCCCCCUGGCUAAAGCACUGGAUUAUAACCCACAGCGUUAAAGAUGGAGUCUAUAAUUCACCGUAUAUCAUUCCUGGGAGUCGUCUUGUGACGGUCGGAGGAGUUUUCCAAGUGGGAAACUGGAGCGAACAAAACAACUCCAUCGACCACAAACACAUCUGGGAAGAAGCUUGUAAGCUGGAGCCGAGUCUUAAGCAUGCCAGGAUAGUGGAGGACUGGUCUGGUCUCAGACCUGUUCGCAGCAAAGUCCGACUGGAGCGGGAGACCAUUCAGUCCGGUUCAUCUGCAAUCGAGGUGAUACACAACUACGGUCACGGAGGUUUCGGACUCACCAUCCACAGAGGCUGUGCUGAGGCGGCGGCGAGGCUCUUCGGUCAGAUUGUGGAAGAAAAGGGCAGACAUCCUAAAGCUCGCCUUUAGUUCUGUAUUCUGUAGUGAAGAAUGGUACGCUGCUUUUAAAAACAAAAUUCACUAUCAGCACUUUCCAUGUUCUCUACAACACUAAGUUUUAAAGCAAACAGAUAAUAAAUGCACUAAGAAAUGAGGCUGCUCUUAAUUAUAAUUAAAAGAUGGAUUAAAUCCAUAAAGACUUAAGAGUAAUUCACAGAAAAAUGUCUUUUUAUAAAUGUAUGUUGKAAAAGCACUAAAUCUCUCUUUAAUUUUUUCAAUAAUAAAAGACAUCAACCCAC